ACGACCGACGCGCAAAUAAAAUAGCGAAAAGAAAAAAUCAAAUAAAAUAAAAGCAAUCCGACGUUAAAUUAUUAUAAAAUAAAACCUGGAGUACUACAAAUCAGGUGUGGGGUUCGCCCAAAGUAAUAUUUCGGCUUGAGAAUGAAGUAUUCAGUCAUUCUUAAUCUGACAAUGGAGGAGCUUGCAAAAUGGCUUUCCGAGAAGCGAGUGCCGUUGACCGGCGAGGAGACCAUUCACCAGCUGCGGGGAAUGGUAAAGGCUAUGGUGGUAGACCAGGAUAAUGCCAUAAAAGAAGGCGGAGAGCCGAUCGGAGCGGAUGGCGUGGCUGAUGACGUGGCGGAGAGCGUCGCUGAAAGCGUCGCUGUGAGCGUGGCAGAGAGCGUCGCGGGAAGAGAGAGUGAGCAGGAGGAGCGGGUGUCGGACGAGUUGACCGAAAUUACGAAGCAGAUGACGUUGUAUACAGCACGAAAGGAUCUCGCGGAGUUGAAAGCGAAGGUUGCCGCCUUGGAAGGCAAUUCGCUGGACCGCAAGCCCGUGGUUGAGAUCAGAGACCUUGAGGCUAAUUUACGAAAAUUUUCGGGAGACGACAACAUGUCUGUGCACGCAUGGAUUCGUGACUUCGAGCUGGCUGCAGUUAUGUACGGACUGGACAGCUCUCAACGUUGGACACUGGGAAGUCGAAUGCUGGAGGGAUCGGCUCGCUCAUACAUUAUGCUCGAAAAACCGGCUACUUGGAAUGAGCUAAGUGAGAGUCUGCGAAAAACUUUUGGAUUCCGAAUGACGAAUCACCAGGUGGCAAAGCAGUUGCAGAGCCGUUCUAUUCGUGUGAAUGAAUCGCUGCUGCAAUAUUUUAUUGCGAUGCGUCAUAUUGCCGAGCAAGGGACCUUUGAGGACGUGGACAUCGUAAAAUACAUCGUAGAUGGUCUGCAGGACCAUACCGGAUGUGCAGCUCCAUUAUAUUACUGUGCUUCCCUCGAAGAGCUGCGUGAGAAGAUGAUGAGAUACCAGAUGGUACAGACGGUGAACAGGCGAAGGACACCAGUUACACCAUUGAGGCAGGUGACUGUAGCGAAACCUGCACAUGCUGGAGGAGAUGUCGGGAGCAUAAGGUGCUUCAAUUGCCGAGCGAUGGGGCACUUCAGCAGCCAGUGUAAGAAACCGAAGCGCCCGGAAGGCGCUUGCUUCCGCUGUUUCGAGACUGGGCAUCAUUAUCGACGGUGCCCGAAGCGUUUGCAAGCGGCUGCCCCUUGUAAUGACGACAUGCUAGACGAGAAGGAAGACGACGACGAUUCAACUGGCGGAAAUCCUUAUAUUCAAUUAAUACCGGAUGCCCAGUGAGCUUUAUCAACAAGGAACUUAUUCCGCAAGAAUUGAAGGAUGAUCAGUUGAAAAAAAGUAGAUUUCGCGGCCUGAGCGGCCAAAACGUUUUGACAUUUGGAAAAAUUAAGAUUGUUCUUUUGUUUCAAGAAGAGUAUUACAGCAUUGAAGCCUAUGUAAUUCCUAAUAAUAUAUUACCAACGCCUAUAUUACUGGGCAGAGAUGUACUUAGAAAGUUAUCACUUAAGUUAGUCAAACGCAAAAAUGUUAUUAAAAAGAAUCUCAAUCAAUUAUCAUUAAACAAAACCAAUGCAUUAUCCUCAAACCCGAUCUGUGCAUCCCUAUUUACUAGUACAUAUUACCCAAACAAAAAUAUAACCGAAAGUAAAGAUAGGAAUCCAUAUGUAAACGCAGUUGCAACUCCGGUGAAGCCUCAGAUCUUUCAAGAAUGGAUGCAACAGUUCGAGAAUUG
Drosophila teissieri is the source of this 1789-nucleotide messenger RNA. RefSeq lists its product as uncharacterized. Gene Ontology annotation, molecular function: nucleic acid binding; zinc ion binding. The record is from RefSeq and is a predicted model, not a curated record. NCBI's taxonomy places the organism in Eukaryota, Metazoa, Arthropoda, Insecta, Diptera, Drosophilidae. Bases 142 to 1338 code for a protein of 398 amino acids. The transcript has 2 exons.